CGCACUUCCACUCCUCAUAUUGCCAUUCGCGUCUCCGAUUCUUCACUCCCUCUCUCUCUUUUUGUGCGGAGGGUUGUUUUAAGUUUCAGGAGGGACACAUAUUCCAUAAGAGCUCGGUUUAUUGUGGAGAUAGAAGCUCAUAUUCGUAGGGAGGCGUUUCUUUUCUCCCCUCCGAAGUGGAGAGAGCAGUUUGGCCCGGAGUGAUGCGCUAUUUCUUUAAAUGAGAAAGUCAGAGACAUGUCUCUUUCUGUGGAGGACAACGCCAGCCUCGCUGCCAUAAUGUACGGGCGAGAACAAGCGAGUCUUUCCAUCCUUAAGACGACAUCUGGACCUGCCAGGGCUCAGAGAUCUUAGAGUGCUUAAUGCCAUUAACAACUAUUGGAAUAAACACCCAACACUAAGGGGUCUGUUCCUCCCACAACAACUCUGUCUCUGUCCUGGUGCUGAGAAGGUUCGACUCAAUUGCCCAAUUCCAAUGGAGAACCUAAGCGAACUGCAGAACCCAUUACUGGACAAAAACAGUAAGCACAUGGUCAAUGGUUACGGAGGAGAGUUCCCCAACAACCAAUACCAAGAAAACAUUAUUAACUACUUUGCUGGAGGAGGAGGGGGUGGAGGUGAGGGCGGUGGAGGAGGCGGAGGAAAGGUAAAUAAUGGAAAUGUAGUCAGUGGAGGAAGUUAUAGCACCAAUGGGAAGGUGAAAUCGCAGCAAUUUCUGGAUGCCACCUCACUGCAUCUUGCAGUUGAGGCCUUCUACAGGCCUAACUUCAUCUUGUACAAGGAGGACAGUGGAAGCAUCAAGGCUAAGGAAUACAAAAGUGAGUGCUGCGAGACUACCUUUACUGAGAAAAAGGCAAAGGAGGUGUCCAACACAUUAGGGGGGGACACACCAGGUGCGGAGGAUCCUCAGACCAAGCUGCUGGAGGACGGCGAACAUGUCAAAAUUCAAACUGUUUCCUACGAGGUAGAGGAGGAGGAGUAUGUGGAGUAUGAGACAGACUGCUCCAGUGACAGUGAGAGUGAAGAUAACUUCAUAGUUGUUCCACCACGAGACCACCUUGGCCUGGCUAUAUUCUCCAUGCUCUGCUGUUUCUGGCCUUUGGGGAUAGCAGCCUUUUACUUCUCACAGGGGACCACCAAGGCGGUGAACAAAGGAGAUUUCCCGCUGGCCAACAUCGCCUCCCGGAGGGCUUUGUUCCUUGCUGCCCUCGCCAUCACUAUAGGCACCGGUGUUUAUGUAGGCGUGGUGGUAGCUCUCAUUGCCUACCUCUCUAAACCAGGACACAUAUAGCAGAAGCACCCUCCUUUUCUCUAUCUCCUGGGAGCCUGGAAGGAGAACAAACCCCCUUUGGGAGGCAGAGUUGAAACUUGCAGACUUUAAGGAAACUUUUAUGGGGAUGUAAAGUUUUUUUCCCCUUUUCCCCAUCCACCUCUCCUGCCCUUUCUUCCAAAAUACCCUCUGGUAGCCAAGAUUAGCCACAGUGACUGGAGACGGGUCAAGGUUGAGGACAAGAAAAGGGAGACAGGAGAAAGAAACCGGACUGACUCCAAGAAUGUAAUGGAUUAACUUCAAAUAAGGCGAAUUUGCAUUUGAUGGACUUUUUGUUGGCUUGAUCAAUCUUUGACUGAAUUUCACCUCCAAAGUCUCCUAAACUGAUCUGUGAAGAGAGAAAAGAACAAAAUAAUUAAGUGAAAUCACUUAACUGACUAUAAACGUUAAAAUGAUGUGUAAAAUAUCACCUCUCUAUGAAUUACAACUAAUAUUGUGUCCCAGCUUCUCUUAACAGUUUUCAUUCUGUUGUGCCAGUUGUGAUCUUUGAAUCACCAUUCAAGCAAUUGAUAUUUGUACUGACCUGACUCCCUUACAAGAAAGUAAUAAAAUUAAAUAUAAAUACAUACAAAGUUGUUAUAAUGCUGAGAGAGAACCUUUGACUUGUCUUUUCUUUUUGUGAGGUUAUAACCACAAACUUCAUUGUAUUUUAUUGGGAUUUAAUGUGGUAGAUCAACACAAAGUAGAUGUGACCAUAUGUUUAUGGUCAUUGUCCUGUUAUAAGGUGUUAUUUUGCAUCAACUUUAAAUGUUUUACGUCCUCAGUUUAGUCCAGGAUUGACUUGUAUUCAACUUUAUCCCCAGACUAUCGCACUACUAACAUUGUUUUAGAUAUAAAUGUAUACGAUAAGUCUGUUGGUCGGUUACUUGUCCCAACAUGACAAAGUGAAACCGACUACAUUCUACACUAGGUCAAAGCGUGACCAAGUCUGAAGCCGCCUCAUGUGGGGUCUCUGCACAUUGGUGAACGAUGCCUCCCCAACCCCUUAAGAUGCAGGCACCAAACAAAGAAGAACGUCCAUAGGGUUUGGUGUUAGGUUUUUUUUUUUUUUUUUUUUUUUACAAUAUAUAUUUGUAAACGCUGUUCAUUUUUUUGUUGGUCCUCUGUCAGAACACACAAACACCUUUUUUCUCUCCUCUGAAUUCAUUGGGCCUCAUGCAAGAACCGUUUGUACAAACAAAUUAGUUUGUACAAUUUAAGAUAAAUUGCCACAUUCACCAUUUUUCUGCUAUUUCUAAUGUUCGCUCAGGUAUGAACACUUUUUACAGGCUCUAGACUUGAUGUAGGAGUCUUGCACAAUCAAUCAGCUAUUAUCCAAACCAAGUUUUUCAUUAAAUGACCAAAUUUGUUUUUACUUAGAAGAAAUGUUCCAUUUUAUUAGGUUACAUCAUUACACAUUAUUCAACUCUGCAAUAAUAAAUUACUAUUUUAUUCACUGAUGACAGAACUAUCGGUCACUAAACCUGCGGCUGAAAUGUCGGUAUCCAAGGGACACUGGUUUAAUUCUUUUUAUUCUCAUUAAAAGAAAGUGCAGUCAGCUCUAUGUAGGAACGAGCUACUAUUGAAAUAACAUGUGGAACAGAAAAUGGAUGAAAACUUAAGAAUAAAGAUCAGCAACUUGCUGCUUGAAACUUGUAAUGGUAAGACCUGCAUUUAUUUAUGCUAUUUAUAUUUAUUUAUAUUUAUAUUUCCUUUUUGGAUUAUUAUAUAUAUAUUUUUAGUUAAAUUUCACUGCAUCACAGCUUUGUACAUGAAAUGUGGAAUGUUUGGGUCAGUCUGAAUUUGUUUAAUUAGCGUAUCUCCGUUAACAUUUUCCUGUUUAUGCAUGAAAUAGAGAGUGGGAGGAAGAGAUGGUAGAUGUGGUCUAGAGAUGUACAGCACACCUGUGCACCUUUAUUAAAGGUGUGGUGUUUGUUAAAGAACUGAUAUUAAGCAUUUGCAUCAUAUGUUCCACCUCUAGCCUCCACUAGUAGUUUUCAUUGACAGUUUUUUUAGAUCAAAUGUUUUUUAUUAUUUUUUUUAUUUUUACUUCUGUACAGUUUAACCACUUUAUACACAGCUCAUGUGAUUGGAUCUCUUGGAUCCUUGAACCUAUAACGUUUUUCAAAUGCCAUUUCAAUGAAUGAACACCUUCUGACAAGCGUGCAAAGUUGUAGCCCUCCUACUUAUGGCAUUAUUUGUGAGGUAAUUAUGCAGAUUCGUAGUUCUCAUGAAUGUGCACUCAUUUAAGCUUCUUGUUUAUGAGAAUCAUUUUCUGAAGUUAAGAACGUUUGUUAAAUCUGAUGUGGCGCAUUCAUAGAAGUCAACAGUAGGAGAAAAAGUAAGAGAAAUUUCCAAAAAUAUGAAAAAGUUGCUUGAGGCCCAAAGUUUAUAUCCUACUUCUCCCUUCUUUCUUCUAUCUUCUUUAUCUGCAUGGCAGUGCACCACCCACUGGUACGGCAUAAGUAUUUCAAUGCCUAUUAUAACUUUGUCAGCUCUAGGCGAUUUCAUAUAUACACUUUAAUUUUUUUUUCAUGCGGAUACCUUAUUCCACUUUGUGUGGUUGUAGCCAUAAUCUCUCCUGAUCAGAUGAACUUCUACCAAAUGCUGUUUCCCUUAGCAUCUGGUAAAACCCAAAUGAGAAAAUAUAUGACUUUCUUUAACAUUAGUGUUCUGCCUGUUGCUCUUAUAAGGCAAACAAAUGUACAAAGUGGAAUUUCAUUUAGUAACAGAUUAAUCGUUAAAUCAUUAAAACAUGCCAUAUACACGUAGAAUAGACUCACAGCGGUUAUUGAUCCAAAUUGUUCAAAUUACAUACAAACAUUUUACAUUUAGGAUUGAAAAAAAAAAUGUUGUUGUUAAUAAAUAUGCUUAUACUAAAUAAUGCUUGAUCUAAAAUUCCUUUAAUGGCACAAAUUUAACUUCAAUUGGUUCAGAUUCUGGAGGGAAAAAAAUCGUAUAUUUAGUAUUCUGAAGCACCUUUUGCUGUCCCAUUAUUAAUAGUCAUAUUGAAAAGAAAUAUAAAGAAAGUAAUCGGUUAGCAAAAUAACCAUUAGUUGCAGGCAUAAACUGAAUCCAGCGCCUGAGUAAUGCAUCUCUGCAGCUCCUCCAUAGGCCACUAUUAGGAUCGGUUGUUUGAAUUCUCUCCUCUACUUGUAUCCCCUUUUAAAUACCCUUUCUCUUUGAGGUCUGUAAAGGUCUCUAGAAGCUGUUUGAUUUCUAGCAAACCUUUGAACAAAUCAAGGAACACUUGUAAUAAGCUGGUUGGACUGGUGUUUAUUUAUGCAUAUCAGAGAACGAUUGCUGAAUACAAAUGCAAUGUACCCCUCUCAGAAUUAUAGGAAAAUUGAAUGUAUUUAUUUUCACUCUGAAUUUUUGUGCUGCUUGAUGUUGAUCACAUAAUAUCCCAAUAGAGUUUACUGUUUGUGUUUAUAAGGUGACAAAAUGUAAAAAACAAAUAAAAAGAUGAAUGUCUAUUGAUUCAAUUCACUGUACACUAAAAACUACUUGAAGAUGUUGAGUGAUGGUGAUUAUCUCUAAAAAAGUUUUAGAUUGUAUUGAACCUCAAAAUAAUUUUCCCAUUGCAAAGGUUUCUCACUGGACGGGGAACAAAUCUGCUCAUGAAGAUAUGGCUUUUAUGGCUGUCUUCUAAAGUCCCCUCUGGUUUAAAGUAAUUUUUAAUGAUCUCACUUUAAAGCAUGUAAGAAGCGCAGAUUUGAGCUGUUCAGAUGGUCUGAGAUUGAGCGCCAAUGGUCUCAGCAAUGCACAACUGACAGGAAUAUUAUAAAUCAUGUAGAUUAUCGUGUUAUAAAUAAUACCUUGCAAAAUUCUUCCUGAAUAAAAGGUGAAAUGCCAUCUGACAGUGCUGAAUUUUGCUCUAAUCUGUUUUUCCGUGCAUGAGUCCUGCCCUACCGGCAGUAUGCUGCACCGCAUGAUUGGUUGGACAAUAUAACUAGUUUCUUUAUGUCAGAUUCAGAAGAAAAUCAAACAGCUGUAUAAAAGAAAAUCCAUUCACAAAUUUUGACUCUAAAUUCCAAUUUUCUGCUGAUAAAAGACAUUACAUAAAGGACAUACUGCAGGUCAUUUAUGAGUGAAACCUAAUCCAGGCGUUACCAGUUUCUCCAUCAUGCUUUGAGUAUUUUUUUAUAGACUCUCGAAUGAAUAGAAUCUUCACUGACUUGAAAUGUAACUCACUGGCAUUUUAGGUGAUGUUUCUGCAUUGUAGCUUAGAAACCAGACAUAGUGUUAAAGCCGUAAGGAAGUCACAUGCUACACUUUUCUGCACAGGUACAGCAUUCUUUGCUCCAGAUAAUUAGGGUGUAAAGCAAGCUCUGUUUUUGAUGGGGACUGUGAAUUCUCUGGAGCAUAACCCUGAAAUAGCACAGCUAUAUUAAUUUCUCUAUUAAGCUACUUUAAGUGUUGCUGUUUUCUGCAAAACACUGCAGGUAAAUACUCCAUGAUAAACCAUGCUGUAUUUUUAACCAAAGCCUGGUUUGAGUAGUUUUUUUAUUAAAGCCAAACAGAAAUAUUUCUUAACUUUAAUGUAGAUUAAUUUUAACAGUUUCCUUUGAAUUUUUGUCAGUCCAAGAAAGCAUGCUCUCUCUCAGCUUUUAAAACGACUUCCUCCAUUGGACCAUGAGUUGCCACUGAAACUCUGGAGCCACUGGAUGCAUUAAAAGCACAUGUCACGGUCAUCAGUUAAAUUAACAUUAAAUCUAUUUUUUCACCUUUGAAACAUGCAGUCACUUAUGUAAAGUGAAAACACUUUAAAUGCAUGAAUGGUUUUUGUUUUUUUGCCCUUUUUUGUUUUGUUUCAUUUUCCUAGUAGAAUACAGUAUGUUACAAUGGUAUGUGAACUGCUGUUUUUAUCUAUUUCAUUUAUGUUGAUGACCUGAAUCCAUGCAACAAAACCAUGCUGCUGAAUGCAGUUGUAAAUGGCUGAGUGAUGGUGUGCUGUUUGUGUUGUGCUUAUAUGUCACAUGAAUGUUCUUUUGGUUUUUAUGUGAAAGCAUCAUGUAAAUAAAUACUGUCAAUAAGAUGCAAAGGGAUUCUCAAAUGUACUGAAAAAUAAAUCUGAAUGGAAGGGUGUCCUCUUCUU
Messenger RNA from Cyprinodon variegatus (sheepshead minnow), 6407 nucleotides. It is a transcript of the gene syndig1l, whose product is annotated as synapse differentiation-inducing gene protein 1-like. Lineage: Eukaryota; Metazoa; Chordata; Actinopteri; Cyprinodontiformes; Cyprinodontidae. Gene Ontology annotation, cellular component: membrane; intracellular membrane-bounded organelle. The record is from RefSeq and is a predicted model, not a curated record. Bases 476 to 1291 code for a protein of 271 amino acids. The transcript is spliced from 4 exons.